UCAAGAAAAGUUUUAAUUUCUGAUUAUUGGAGAUGGGGCAGGAGCGCUGUUGUAGAGAGACACACGUCGAGAGAAGCGAGAGACAAGAUGCUGCGGACACUUCGGGAAAAUAAGUACGAUGGCGAUAUACUUUCUCCAACCCCACGUCCACUAGACGACAACGCCUGACGGGGUUCUCCACGGCCUUGCGGUAAAUCAAAAGCUACUUAGGGGCACGCUUUUGCGUUGAUUGUCGCGCUGGACAGGCGUACGCAUGAAAGCGGGCAGGCCGCCGUUUGGGAGCGCUACGGCAGUUUCCGUGCGUACCUUCAGUGUCCGAGCAGAACCAGAGUAGUAGUUCUUCUGCUGUGAACUGAAGUAUUCCGCCAUCACGCACGCGACCUGCAACGAAAAACGACUUGACGAAAGCAGUAGCUAGUGCCAGUUCUUCGUUUAGUAGAGUAUUAAGUACUACACAUCAACUACGCAUACGCAGUCGACCACCUGAAACUCUCGCAUAAAAGCUCGUAGUCUUGAACAAGUAGCUCUUGCACAAGUUGGACGAAGAUGUCGUCGUGGUUGUUAGACAAGAUCCUCGACACUCCCACGCCGUCGGCUUCGAGCGAUGCGAAAUACGAGGUUGGCCAGCCUGUGGAGUAUUUUUCUUAAGACACUGUUUUAUGCUACAUACCUCCUCGGAGAACGUUUUGUCUAUUGUGGUGACAGUUUAUAGUAGAUUUUGUAUUAUUUGUGCUAAAAGAGGACUGCUGCUUAACAAAAUGUAGUAUAAGAACAAAAUCGUCUUUUUUCUUUCACGAUGCUUGAGACAAUGUAGUACAAAAACGCACACAACUAGCAUCUAAUUGGCAGCGACACUGAAAAAUUGGAUGCCAGCAAAAAUCUUGCAAUUCAAUGUGGAAAGUAAUACGUAUAAUCUCGACUGCAAGCCUGAGGUGCCACCAAAUCGGAUCCGUCCAUUAGGCUCAGACGCAACACCAGGAUCAACUCCGGUCGGUGUAGCUGGCGUGGGUGGGGGUGGUACGAUUUUUGUUCAUUCAUCCAGAUGGUUAGUAAGUCUAGAUAAUUUGCUUCGGGUUGGUGCCUCGCUCUUUUUUUCAAGGUUUUAAACUUGUGGUGAUAUUUCACGUUACUACUGUGUAGGGGACAACAUUCGGCAGCUGCAUAAGAUUGAUUUUUCCACAAACGCACGACAGCAGGCGACUCGAGUCCUGCGUCAAGGGUGACCCAGGGCUUGGGUGGUACUGCCAGGCCCGCAGAGAGCGAUGUGGCGUCACCUUUUCUGGGGACUGUCGCUGGAGAGGACCUUGGCUCCGGCGCUGCACAACAUGACGCGAUAUUUAUGGUACGGUUUUUGUGUGAAGUGUUCGUAGCCAGGGUGGAUUACGUUGAUAGAAGUACAUUUAGCAUAAUGCUCAGACAAAUGGUGCACCAGUAUGGAGAUUUUCAAUGUCAAGAUUCCCACCUAAUCCUUUCCUAAUUCACCGGACGACCCUUUUGGAGUUGGGGCACAAGUGGAAUAUUUCUCGGCGACGGCUCAAAGCUGGAUACCAGCGAAGGUGCAGUACAUUAACAGCGACGGGACGUUCAAUUUGGACUGUAAGCCUCUAGUAACUCGAGACCGCAUCCGACCCAUGCGUCGAACAACGGCAGCUUCUCCUGGUAUGGCGGAUGAGUUUUACUCUCGUUCGUGUCAGUAUACUCGACGCAAUGUUGGAGUUCUAAUCCAUAAAUUUCGAGUCUCGUGGUAUUCGUAGCUCCAUAUAGUAGCGAAUACGUGGCUAAAAAGUUUCAGGAUUUCUCGUUCAUUCCUUUGAUUUCUUCAUACCAACGGCGCUUCCUGCCGCUGCAAGCCCAGCUAGUGCUACAGGAACGGCUUCCGCAACGGGGAGCGGGGGCGAGAAGCACCAGUUUCAACCGAAUUCGAUGGUAGAGUACCUCUCGGGAACCUUGAAUCAGUGGAUAUCAGCAAGAGUACUCUCCUUGAACAAUGACGGGACUUACAACUUGGAUUGCAAGCCCCUUGUCGCAGCAGACCGGAUACGGGCACCGGGUGGCGGUGACAAACCAAGAGUACUUAUAAUUUCCAGAAGGACUUCUCAGAGUGCCCUGACUUGAGUCCCACGCACCAGGAAAAGGAUCCGAAAUGCUUACAAAUCUAAACCAGGUACUAGACGACAUCAAACUGGAGGACAACCCGGGACGACCAGACUCGAUUGCGAAAGCUCGACCUCCAAGUACGAUGGCCGUGAUUCCAGAGAUCGAAUCUUUCGCCGACCAUCCAAUGAAGAGCGCUCAGACCAUAAAGAUAUGACCGUGUCCGGACACGACAAACUAGACAAUCAGCGCUAACGUUGUUCCUAAAAAGAUGGAUUAUUUGUUGAAAGCUCUGUUCGAAUUCAAGAACACAAUGAAGCAGAAGAACUGUCGCAGUUCAUGAUCCCCUUUUGCUCAAGCUAACAAUUAUGUGAUAUAAAAAUCAAGCCAAUCUUCACCUUUCUUCAUAUCCAAGUUUAGACGGACCUAUUCAGCUGGUCCGCAUGAACAAAGGCUCAGCAGGAGAGACGAAGUUCGAGGUAUGCAAGGAAGCCGUGGAGGUACUUCGAGGGAUGGGGAGCGUGAAAAUCAGCGUGGUCUCCGUUGGUGGUACAUUCCGGUCCGGAAAGUCCUUCCUCCUUUAUGAUCAGUUGUAGAGGCUCUUCCUCCUUGAAUAUCCUCAAUAGAGUUGUGGUGCGGGGCAUCUCGUCAGUAGGAGUACCCUAUUUUCUUUCACAAGGUUCUUUCUGAAAUAUUUUGAAGUGGGUAUUCACUAUGGCAGAGUAGUGGAAAAAGACAAAAACUGCUAGUAGUAGAGUGACCACAUUUCCCUUUUAUCGAAUUCGAGGAGUACCCUUCAUGUUCGGAACUUGCUUCUUGACCGGAUGCAGCAAGGCUUGCCAGGAUUUCAGGUUGGCCUUGGACAGGGAAGUUACACCAAGGGAAUUUGGAUGUUCGCGUUGAAGCCUACUGCUGAAGACGGCCAUUGUUACCUGUAUCUAGACUGCGAGGGCUUUGGAGCACCGGACGCGGAGAAUUCGCGCGACCCGAAGUUGUUAGCCUUGUCGAUUCUCAUGUCCAGCCUUUUCAUACUGAACAGCAAGGGACCGCUGAACGAGCAGACGUUCCAGGCGCUCAAUCUGGUUCGUGAUUCACCCUAUACAUGUAGUUCCUGUGCAGUAGCUCGCGAAUAGAAAAGUUAGUUGAUUCAUCAUCAAUCCUCCUUUGAUCGCUGCAGGAGGUUGAGAGGAUUGAUACUUCUCAUUCGAUGGAUACAUUUGUCCCAUUACGAGCCUCUGCUUUCAGGUCUGCGAAUUGCAGAAGUCGAUCGAAGAUCAAGGCGUCAUCAUGAACAAACCAAGCCUCUUCUGGCUUCUGCGGGAUCAUUCGCUUUCGAUCGAAGACACAUACGGAAACCCGUUUUCUGCGGACGAGUAUCUAGUUAUGAUGUUUGAUCUUCAAUAUAGAUCGUCCUUUUUGGAUCAGCCCCAACAAAUUAUUCGCAUUAUAAACUCCAAAAUCCUGUAGCCGCAUUCUAAACUGAAGCGAGCACUGUCGUCAUCACCGGACUACCCGUUCGACCGGGAGAAGGCUCAGCAGGCAAAAGAGACGCGGAUGGCGAUCUUCAAGUUUUUCCCGGACAGACGGUGUCGAACACUAGUAAACCCCGCAUUGGACGAGUCAGCUGCACAGCGACUUCCUGCCGAGAACUACUCUAGCCUGCGGCCCGAAUUCCGAACGCAGUUUGCAAGAAUGCAGGAUGAGAUAUACAGGUUCACUACAUGAUUUAAGGUCAUUUGAGUAUUACCAACUUCCCUAUGUGGAGUUCUGCUAAUCGACUGUCACUGGCGUUUAGUAUCUUUCUCUUUUUUCUUUACCGCCAGGUGCUCUGUGAGUAUUUGAAUUAGUAUUUCUGGCGCAUCCUUUUUUGUGACAAUUUGAAUUCUACCUAGAUUAUCGUCUGCGCUGGGUCCAAAGCGCGUCGGCAAAGACAUGGCCUAUUUGACGGCGCGGGCCUUUCCGUCAUUCCUGGCGCACCUCUGCGACACAUUGAAUAACAACCAGAAGCUGGAAAUUUGCAAUAGCUGGGACCGCGUCGCGGAGAGCAGCUGCUGCAACUCAGUGGAAAACCUCACGGCGGAAUACCUUAUGAGAAGCGUUCUAUUUUCUUCCUUCUCUAUUGUAUUGCAUGUUCUCUUUUUCGUGCUUCGGCCCGUGGGAUAGAAAUCUGCCAACCACGCCUCUGGUGGAAAAGACCAAGUGACCUGUGCUUUGUUUUCUAAUCUUCGAGAAGCUCUUGACCUACUCCGAACCAAGUUUCCAAUGAGCGACUCCGCACUGCAGGCAGACCUAAAGGCUCUGCGACAGCAUAUGAAAGCGCGCUACAUGGACGAAUCUCUUGGCGACGAAGGCAUGAGGAAUCUUUACUGGCAGGAGUUGAAAGACGGUAUUAGCAGUUACUUCUCGAAUAGUUAGAGCGUGGCAAUUACAAAUCCCCCUGUGGCAUGGUAUUUCAUCCAGGUCGGUGGUUUUGACUUUAACUUUGAAGUGCUUGCACGCUCAUCCACACCAGGCAUUGCACUUGACGACAAGAAGUUGUGGGCUGAUAACAACCAGGCAGCAGAGAACAAACUUCUUAGGGUGCUCACAGUGGCAGCAGGUGGUGAAUCAGGAUACAAAUUUCCACCAGAAGUGCUCAAAGACGUGGAGAAUCAGCUCAAGGAGAAAAGCAUUCCAAGUGGUUGCUGUCACGCUAUUGGCGCACUGGUACUCAACUUCUGAAAGAUUGUGAUAAAGUCUUUGGGUGAGGAUGACGUGAGCAGGUACUCCAAGUUUUUUUGUCUUGUAGGUGAUGAAUGCGCACUGAUGUUGAAGAUAAGCAGGUGUAGAAUGCGGUUCCAAACCUUUUUUUUCGAACAAACAUUUUCAUUUCAGUUGUUGAAGGCGUACCAGCACAGCUUAGACAAUUCCCGACUGUCGGAGCAGAGGAUGAAGGAGCAUGAGGAGGAAAAAACUCACUUGCGGACAUCUAUCGCCGAACUAGAAGAGACCGGAAAUUAGGAUGAGUUGAUAUUGAUAUUUGUGACCACAGUUCUUCACGUCUAUGAGUUUAUCCUGAAGAAAGGUCCAUGGUUUGACUUUGUUCCUGGAAAGCCAUAAUCAGUAGUUGCUCAAUUUUCAUCGUGAGCAAACUAAGAUCAACUUGUCACUGCUGAAACACUGAAGCAAGCUUUCUCGUCUAAGCAGAGAGCACAAGCGAGGAGAUGCAGCGGCUUCAAGAUCGGGUAGCUGAAGUCACAAAGGAUCUGGAGGAGAUGAAAAAGCGGUACGACGAAGAAUGCCAGGCGAGCAAAGAACUUCGCGAACACAUUGGUAUAUUACCAAGUACCUCUCUUGUUUGUGUAGUUUCAGAUUCAGUCAUAAAUAUUGUUGGAAAACACUACUUACAUUUUUUGGAUGAAUCCUUGUAGUUUUUUCCUCAAGUGAGAGAUAAUUGAGAUUACUAGUUCACCCCAAUAAAUCCUAAAUCUAAAAUACUAGAAACGAAAAAAUCCCAAUAGAAACAAUGGCUGCUGGCGGCACCGACAAGGAGAAAGAGCUAGCGAGGGCUAUUCAGGAGGCAGACUCGAAGUACCGCAAAGAGGAACAGAGGUAUAGCGAAGCCGUAGAUAAUGAGCGGAAGAAACGGGAGGAUGAGCGCGAGCGGUUCGAUCGCGAACGAAAUCUCACGCAGCAGGAAAUUUAUGAACUUCUUCUUCAUAGAUGCUCCUGAAAUAAGUAGUAGGAGUAAGAAGCCUAGUUGCAACAUAUCAGUGUUGCUGUUAAGCACGACCUAUCGCGGAGAACAAGUGGAUAAUCCUUGUCAUAGGAAAAUUACUGGUCGGAUAAGUAUGUUGUGGUUCAAUUUGUAGUACAACUACCAAAAAAAUCUUUGAUAAUAACAGUAGACAAUAAUGACUUUAUCAAUCUUCUUCGUUACCCCCUUCAUAUUGUCUUGCGACUGAAGGAAGAGCACCGAGAGGCCUUGCAGAGGGAGCACGAAAGCGCGACGAACGCCUGGUCACAGCUGCGAGUACAAAACGAGAACAACACUAACCUCCAGACUCGUAUGGACACCAUGCAAGCGGAACUCGCGAAAAAGCAGGCCAAUCCGUGCAAAUGUGUUAUCAUGUAACGGUUUUAUUCAUCUUGGCGUCGCACUAGCAUCUGCUUAAUAUUGCUGAAGGGCGGAAGGGAAGGGACGCAGGCGAAGCCUGAGACGUUCGUUGUCUCGGCGUAGCAUCUCCUUGGUGACAUGUGCUCACUUGCGCGCCAAAAAUGUACUGCUGCUCGGAAAUUUAUGCAGUACUGAUUGAUUGUGACAUGAACUCAAUUGUGUGCGACGAGGACUAUUUUACGUACGAUUGCAUGAUAUGAUCUCUUUUUCAAAUCUACCAAUAUUGCGCUUGUUUAGGAUAUUCGCUACUGAAGAAAGAUAAUGCAGUGCAGCAGUGCAGAGAGAAGAAAUGUUUCAAAAUGAACUUUAGAAGUACUUACUUUCUCGAUGUGAAAUGAUACUUUUAGUUUCUCGGCAUGGCCUGAUACUUCGAUGUGACAAUGAAAGUGUAGGCUAUUUUUACUCACGUGCAAAGUCGCGCUGCGAACGCAAAGGCAGAUGUUGCGAAUGAAACUACAGUACGUGGUAUUUUUUACCUCAAAGUUAGUCUGUUACACUUCCGGGAUUCGGUCUUGGCAUCACGUUUCCCAGGAUGGUAAAUCUGACUGAAGUUAGAGAAUGC
Amoebophrya sp. A25 is the source of this 6812-nucleotide messenger RNA. The record is from the annotation of a GenBank genome assembly. Lineage: Eukaryota; Dinophyceae; Syndiniales; Amoebophryaceae.